This is a messenger RNA of Myzus persicae (green peach aphid), 3035 nucleotides long. RefSeq lists its product as uncharacterized. The record is from RefSeq and is a predicted model, not a curated record. Lineage: Eukaryota; Metazoa; Arthropoda; Insecta; Hemiptera; Aphididae. Bases 668 to 2689 code for a protein of 673 amino acids. The transcript is spliced from 2 exons. Gene Ontology annotation, molecular function: DNA binding. Gene Ontology annotation, cellular component: nucleus.
GUAUUCUAUUUUCUAUGAUUAUUGAUUUUUCACUUUAUCCGUUUUCAGUUUUCACUAUAGUUUUAUUUGAUUUAAUUCAAUUAGGAUUAGGUAAUAUGUUUUCACUACAUAAUAAAAUGUAAUAAUACAUUAAUUAGAUAUUCACAGUAUAGGUACCUACCUAACGCCUAAUUUAGAGACUGUUAAAUAUUUUUCAAUUUCUAUCGAAAGAUUCGUAUUCAUGUUUGCUGUUAAGAUCGGGUUCAAAAGUGUAAUACUUUUUGGUAGAAUAUUAGAGAAGUUAUUGGGUAUUAUAAAUACAUACCUACUUUAUUUUUAAUACAAAGGAUAUUCUAAGUAGAACAUUUGAGGAAGUGUAGAGUAUGCUCAUGCAUACCUAAAUUUAUCAUUUUGGUCUGACUAUAAUUUUUCUGUGUUGAAAUAACAAAUCAAGGAUAAUUUUUCCCGGGCUUCUAUUCCCCGCUUUUUUUCUUGUUUUCUUUGUUGUGUCUUGUUCUUGUUAUCAGUUACGUUUGUAAAAUAUCUUACGAAAUAAACAAGGAACAAUUGAUAUUGACGGAUGAAUAUUUUUUUUAUAAUUUUUUUUAACCGUCAAUGUUUGUUUACAUUUUUUUACCAUAUUGCUUGAGACUAUUAUUCAUCAACAAAAAAGUUUUCAGUUGACAAGAUGCCUCGUAAUCGCGAAAAAACCACAAAUAGAGGUACUACAUCGGAGAGCACAAUGCAAAAAGCAGCACAACUAUGUUUGGACAAUCUUAAUAUGUCAGAAAGAGCUGUAGCUGCAAAAUUCAAUAUUAACCAUGUGACUUUAAACAGGUACCUAAAAAAAUUUAAACUUCAUAGGGAAACAGGUAGUUGUCUUCCAGCAUUCGGUUACCAACCAUAUAAUAAAAUAUUUGACGACUUUCAAGAAAAACAACUUGCAGACUACGUGAAAAUUUCCGCAGAUAUGUAUUUUGGUUUAAAUAAUAGAAAUAUUCGACAACUAGCUUAUGAAUUCGCAGUCAAACUUGAUUUAACAGUACCAAAAAGUUGGAAACACAAUAAAGAAGCAGGUCCUGAUUGGAUUACAGACUAUUUAAAAAGAAACCCAUCAGUGUCCAGCUAUCUCGCAAAAGUGACUAAGAUAUCAAGAGCUAAUCAUUUCAACCCAGCAAACUUCAAACAUUUUAUGGAUAAAUAUGAGUCAAUUUUAUUAAAAUACAAAUUUCAAGCACAUGAUGUUUACAACAUGGAUGAAAUAAAGAUUACAUAUUUUCAAAAGACAAGAAAAAUAGUGGCAUCUCGAGGAAAUAAACUUAAUAUUAAAGCAAUCAAAAGUGGCAAAAGUAGCUCAAUUACCAUGUGCUUAGCUAUAAAUGCAGCAGGCAACGUUAUUCCUCCCAUGUAUACAAUUUCUAAGACUGCUAAUAAUUUAAAUUGUGUGCAAGGAGUUGAGUUCUUGAAGCUUUUGAAGACAUUUGCCAAAUAUGUCAGACCUUCAGUUGAUAAUAAAGUUCUUAUUCUACUUGACAAUCAUGUAUCUCACUUGUAUUUACCAGUGAUUGAUUUUUGCAGGGAAGCAGGCAUUUUAUUAUUAUCAUUCCCACCUAACUGUUUCCACAAACUUCAACCAUUGAACACAUCUGUGUUUACACCAUUUAGUCAAUUUUUGAAAGAAAAUAUGGCAGUCUGGUUACAAAAUAAUCCAGAGAUGGCAUUAAGAACACAUGAUGUGCCUUUAGUAUCAUCUAGUGCAAGUGCAUUAGUUAGUGCUGCUACGCCUCAAAACAUUAUUAACGGAUUUUCUUUAUCAGGAAUUUGGCCUUUAAAACGAGAUGAAUUUAUGCCAGCAGUUUUUGCAGAUACUGACGAUAGGUUAAUUGAUAAUGAUGAUGAAGAAUCAAUAGAUUAUGUAAUAAGAGAGCCAAAUAAUAGCAUGACUGAAGAACCAGUGAAUAAUAUUGACAUUACUCCUCAUGUGACAACAGAAGGAAGCUUAACUCGUCACAUUAUUGAUUUACAACAAUCAGCUUCAGAGAUAUCACAAGAGGACAUUAAACCGUUUAUAAAACAAGAAUUACAAGAUAAAAAUGUGAGAAAAACAGAAGGAAAUUUAACUUAUCCCAUUAUUGAUCUACAACAAUCAGCUUCAGAGAUAUCACAAGAAGACAUUAAACCGUUUAUAAAACAAGAAUUACAAGAUAAAAAUGUGAGAAAAACAGAAGGAAAUUUAACUUAUCCCAUUAUUGAUCUACAACAAUCAGCUUCAGAGAUAUCACAAGAAGACAUUAAACCGUUUAUAAAACAAGAAUUACAAGAUAAAAAUGUGAAAAAAACAGAAGGAAGUUUAACUCAUCUCAUUAUUGAUCUACAACAAUCAGGUUCAGAGAUAUCACAAGAAGACAUUAAAGCGUUUAUAAAACAAGAAUUACAAGAUAAAAAUGUGAGAAAAACAGAAGAAAAUUUAACUCAUCCCAUUAUUGAUCUACAACAAUCAGGUUCAGAGAUAUUACAAGAAGACAUUAAGCCGUUUAUAAAACUAGAGUUACAAGAUAAAAAUGUGAAAAAUGAAGAAAUUAUAAGAAAAGGAAAGAUUACAAAACUUAUAUAUAUGCCCAAAAAGUUAGAAAUUGAAGACAAAACAAAAAAUCAUGCUAAAAGGAAGCUAGGUUUUAAAAAUGAAAUGAGCAAAAAAUCUAAGAGCUAAGAUACCAGAUAAACUCAAAAACAAGAAUAACGGUAUAGCGAUUAUUAUAAUUAAUCGUUGUAUAAAUAGUACUUGAAACAAAUGUUUAAAAACCAAAAAAAAUCUCAAAAAAAUUACAAUUUUAAGACUGAAUGUUACUAUUGUGUCAGUAUUACAUUUGAUCUUUCUUUUAUAAGCCAUCAGGUAUAAUGUGCUUUAAUUUGUAUUAGUAUGUAAUAAUAUAGCUGCUUGAAGAAGUAGUCUCGUCUCAAUAAGUCUAUUAAAUAUUGAAAGUAUUGGAAAUAUUAGUACUUACCUACUAUUUAAAUAAUUUUUAUUAAAAAGAAUAUUCAUAAAUAAAACUUAG